AUGCCUCCAGUCCAGCAUGCGGGGUGGUUCCCCAGCAUUCUCGGUCGAUCCAUUUUUGACGGCAUCAGAAACACCCACCUACAUGCCUCCCGCGAUGCCAAGCACGAUAUUGCACUCACACCACUCGAUGCAGACCACACCCAUGCCCUAAUUGCUCGUGCCGACCGAACAUACCACCCCGGAGAAGGCUCAGUCAACCCGAGCAACAUCAACAUGCGCGGUCUGUACGCACUAUUUGGUAUCCUAGGUGCGGCCUUUGUUAUCGCUUCUAUCUGGUUCUUCUUCUGGGCAAAAAACGGCGGCUUUAGAUGGCAAAAGGGCGACUGGGACGAAUACAAAUCGACUGUCCUCCGGCGAAAGGGCCCCGACGGCCGAACCCUCAGUAACGCCACCCGGAGCACAAAGCUAGGCGGAGGUAGCAUUGUCGGCAAAGGCUACAGCGAUGACGGGUACACAGUCGCCGACACCGCCCCCGGAUACAGCGAUACAGCAACCACAAUAACAGAGAAGGAACCUAAGCGCAAGCGCAACCUCCGGGACAAGUUCCGCCGCAAACACAGAAACGAGGCAUACGAGGGUGAAGCCGACGAGGACGUGCGCGCCUACCGCAAGGAGAAACCCGCCCAAAUCGGCGGCAUCAACCGCGAAGCAGACGGCACCUACUAUGGCAGCGACUACGACACCUCCGCCCCACCCACGCACUACAACCGGAGCGAGAUGAGCGAAGUCCGCGACUAUGCCUACAACGAACCGCCUCGGAAAGAACGCGACUUUUCCUUCGUCCCUGGAACCGAAGAGACAAUCUCUCAAACCACAACAGAACGCAUGCUCCACGAACCGUCGAACCGCAGACACAACCGCCGCCGUGAACGCCGCCGGAACCCUCCCACAUCAUCCUCGUCUCGUCAGAGCAGCCCGCGUAAGAGGGAAUCCCGCUCGGCCGCUGCCGGUGGGGGCCACUACACGGAGCCGUUGGACUUCUCAUCCUCUACGCCUUCACGCUCGGACUAUCAGUACUCGAAUGUCGGGACUGAGGAGGAGGACAUCGGUACGGUCAGCUACCAUCAUCCGAUUCCGGGUCUGAGUAAGGGCUACCGUCGUGAAGGGGCACGCAGCCGGCGCAGAGAUAGUCUGAGUGAUAGUGAUGGCGAUGAGACUCGAUAUUCAUGA
This is a messenger RNA of Aspergillus calidoustus, 1170 nucleotides long. The record is from the annotation of a GenBank genome assembly. Lineage: Eukaryota; Fungi; Ascomycota; Eurotiomycetes; Eurotiales; Aspergillaceae.